CGAAAUCAGAGAGAUCGAAAUGUUGUCAAUAUUACGGAAAGCGCGAUUGAAGGACAAGGAGAUGCGUAUCUUGAUGCUGGGCCUAGACAACGCAGGAAAGACGACCAUCGUGAAGAAGAUCAUGAACGAAGACGUGAACAGUGUCAGCCCAACAUUAGGCUUCAUCAUCAAGACAAUCGACUAUGAUGGAUACAAACUAAAUAUAUGGGAUGUCGGCGGCCAGAAGACGCUGCGCACAUACUGGAAGAACUAUUUCGAGAAGACAGACACGCUCAUAUGGGUGGUCGAUGCCACCGACCGUGAGCGCAUAGGCGAUUGUCGGCAUGAGCUGGCAGGGCUACUGCUCGAGGAGCGACUAUCGGGCGCGAGUCUGCUAGUUUUCAAGAACAAGAGCGAUGUUCCUGGCGCCAUGAGCGAGGACGAGGUGCGCAAGGGACUCGGACUCGACGCCAUCAGAACACACAAAUGGACGAUUAUGAGCUGUAGCGCCAUGACGGGGCAGAACCUGCAGGAGGGGCUCCAGUGGGUGGUACAGGACGCAAAGGCUCGACUGUUCCUGUAUUGAUGUGUAUCGAGCACUGCAUGGGUGCAAGGGGCGCUGGAUAGUCGCAAGCUAAAUCCGGGUAGCGGUGGUUUGACACAGGCCGCCAACUGCUUCAAGUGUGGAGAACGGCUCAGCGUGGUGCACGUAUAAAC
Molecule: messenger RNA, 696 nt
Organism: Macroventuria anomochaeta
Lineage: Eukaryota; Fungi; Ascomycota; Dothideomycetes; Pleosporales; Didymellaceae
Product: ADP-ribosylation factor
Exons: 6
Coding region: 20-565 (181 amino acids)
Biological process (GO): protein folding
Cellular component (GO): microtubule cytoskeleton; cytoplasm
Molecular function (GO): GTP binding; GTPase activity
Source: RefSeq, a predicted model, not a curated record